AUGGUCGAGUCGAAAAGUAACGAAAUAGCCAGUAUGAUACGCAUUUCUCCAUCAAGUUCCACCCACCCUGCGGAGAUGGCGAAGAAGUACCCCAUCUGGUGGUCGAACGCAUCCUUUUUCGUGGGUAUGCAUAUCGUUGGGGUUAUUGGUGCGGUAUGGCUUUCCCCUUGGGGUUCGCUGAAGCGUCAGACCCUCUACUUGUGCAUCUGGAGUUGGCAAUUGGCAAGCUUUGGGGUCACCAUUGGAUACCAUCGUCUAUGGUCCCACAAAGGGUUCACCGCACGUCUUCCCCUGCGGAUCGUGCUUGCCGUGAUGGGCUCUCUUGGUUUCCAAGGCUCUAUCAAGUGGUGGGUUCUGAGGCACAGGCUGCACCAUCGGUUUACCGAUGAUCCGGUCCAUGACCCUUACGCUGCAAGUCUCGGUCUCUUGUUCUCUCACAUGGGCUGGAUCUUCUGGAAGCCAAAGUACGAAAGACUGGUGUUGAUCGAGAAGGGGGACUUGGAGCGUGACCCCGUCGUUCGAUUCCAGCAUCGUCACUAUAUUCCUAUCGCACUUUUUUUUGGUCUGGUCUGCCCAACUGUCAUUGCUCUUGCUUGGGGUGAUAUGCUGGGAGGCUUCAUCUGGGGAGGAGUGAUUGCUCGGUUACUAAUCUGGCAUUGUACUUUUAUGAUCAACUCCUUGGCUCAUUGGGAGGGACUUCAACCAUAUACUCGAGAUAUAUCUGCUCGAGGGUCUUUCAUAAUUGCUGUGAUGACAUCAGGAGAGGGAAACCAUAACUUCCAUGCAUUUCCCCAGGAUUUCCGUAAUGGACCUCAUCCUCUCGACUGGGAUCCCACUAAAUGGUUGAUUUGGCUGUUCCAUAAAUUUACACCAUUUGCUCCGCGUAUUCGUGUAACUCCAGAGCCUGAUAUCCUGAAGGCUCGUGCACACGUUCUGGAUGCCGAGGCUGACUUGGACGGUGUCGACAGCAUCAAGAAGGCGGCACUUCAAAAGAAGGCAGCUGAACUUCGCGCGUUGGUACCGCCCUACGAAUGGGGUAUUCCUGAACAUAAAUUGGAAGCCUGGGGAAGAAAGCAAUUGGAGACCUACGUUGAGAACAGGGGAAGGAAGGUCGUGCUCGUUGACGGCUGGUUCGUCGACGUCACCUCAUACAUCAAAGAUCAUCCCGGUGGUUCCAGUAUCCUGUCUAGAUACCUGGCUGUUUCUCCGGUAAAGGAGACUGUUCACGACUCCGGGGUAGACAUGGAGGAAUCGGACGACGGCGUCACCGAGGCCCUGAAGGACGCGACUGCCGCGUUCAAUGGUGGCCUCAACAACCACUCCUCUGCUGCCAAGGCAAAACUGAAAGCGCUGCGUGUUGCUCGCAUGGCUGCUUGA
Molecule: messenger RNA, 1377 nt
Organism: Dacryopinax primogenitus
Lineage: Eukaryota; Fungi; Basidiomycota; Dacrymycetes; Dacrymycetales; Dacrymycetaceae
Exons: 11
Coding region: 1-1377 (458 amino acids)
Biological process (GO): unsaturated fatty acid biosynthetic process
Cellular component (GO): endoplasmic reticulum membrane
Molecular function (GO): stearoyl-CoA 9-desaturase activity; iron ion binding; heme binding
Source: RefSeq, a predicted model, not a curated record